Linepithema humile (Argentine ant) is the source of this 1446-nucleotide messenger RNA. It is a transcript of the gene Eaf, whose product is annotated as ELL-associated factor. Lineage: Eukaryota; Metazoa; Arthropoda; Insecta; Hymenoptera; Formicidae. Gene Ontology annotation, molecular function: transcription elongation factor activity. The record is from RefSeq and is a predicted model, not a curated record. Gene Ontology annotation, cellular component: super elongation complex. Gene Ontology annotation, biological process: transcription elongation by RNA polymerase II; regulation of DNA-templated transcription.
UAUAUAUAUAAACGCACACACGCCUUCCGUAUUUUUACGUUAGGCGCAAAAGAGAAAGCGCAAGUAGGGAAUCGAAACAAAUAGAAAAAAUCGCGAAAAUACAGAAGGUGUCCUCCGUGUCUUUUCACAACGGCCUGAGUGUUUUUCCGAAGCACGUUGAGCAACUUCCAAUUGUCCGCGUGCCGCCGCGACCAAUCGCUGUUUCCCGAAAAAGAUAUGGAAGAAGGAGAACGCAACUGAGCGUACCUCGCUGUGAGCGAGUACGAGACGCGAGUUAACGUUCCGACAGUUCAUGUGCCAUACUAACAGGGAUCCAAAUUUUACGGCCAAAGUUGUAAGGCUAGAAACCUCAAACCGUGCAAGGGGAAAAGAGCAGCUCUGUGUUUUAAUUCCUAGAACAGAUCAAUCAUCAUUAAAAUAAAUAAAAAGAAGAGGCUACAAAAUGCAAGGUAUUGGCGUAGCCGAACGACUUGGUUUAGGACCGGAGGUACGCGAACUCAAGCUUGGAUCCAGCAUCACAAGCAACACCUCAAAGUUUCAUACUUUGAAAUAUGAUUUUAAGCCUGCAAGCGUGGAUGAUUCAAAAGUAGCUAAAGUCGAUGUGGGAUCAGAUAACACAGUAACAGUUACAGUGCCACAUUUGGAUGGUGCUGGCACACCAUACACUGUGUUCAAAGGUUCCCAAAGACCUUACAAUAAAGAAUAUGUUUUAAUCAUUGACAAAGCUACUGGCGAGAUUACAUUGGAGAGGCUGACUGCAAAUAUUCAAGUUAAAAAAACUCGAACGGAACAAAAGCGAAGUGGCAAUAGCUCCAUGCCUGUAGAGAUUAAAAAAAGCCCUACGGAUGGUAGGGCAAAUGGAAAAACCAAAGUUAUCAGUGGAAAAAAGAAAGAACCUUUAGUGCAAUUAAAUUCCAAACAAAGUCCACAGCGGACAUCGCCAUAUCACAAAAGAAGUCCACCCAGUACAUUUACUCAUAGUUAUUCCAGUUAUUCACCUCAACAACCGUUAGGUGGACAAUCUACGUUGGCCAGUUUGCCAAUGAUCGGCGAUAACGAUGAUUUUGUAUUAUCUACACCAAUAAUAUCUACAUCUUCUACGCAAAUUACAACUCCUGUUUUAGUACCAAAAUCAACCAACUUAGAAAGCGAUUCAAGCUCAAAUAGUAGUUCAAAUAGUUCGGACAGUUCGAGCAGCGAUUCGGAAACGGAAAAUACAUCGACAACUAACGGUCAAUUGAACGGUAUUACUGCCUCACCCACAUUAUUCAUGCCAGACAACCUCUUAAAUGACGAUCUGCAGUUAUCCGAAUCAGAAUCGGAUUAAUAUGUUAACCUUGCCUUGUAUGCCUUACCGUUUAUUGUCCGUUGUGAGAUUAUUUGGUGACACUCGUAUAUAUGUGCAAAUGUAUAUUAUUGAAAAUAAAAAUAUUUAAUUUUUAAUAA